CAUGACGCAGCACGCAGUCUCAGUCCCUCCUGGGGCCCCGCCCAGGUACGGGCGUUAGUGGGUCGCCCACCCACAAUCCCCGCCGCGGCUGCUUGCCUACCGGAGUGUGCGCCAGUACCUGCCGCCGGGAACAUGUUGCAAAAACCGAGGAACCGGGGCCGCUCUAGCGGCCAGACCGAGAGGGACAGAGACUGGAGCCAUGGCCGAAACUCUGGGGCCUCGCGGGCCGGCGAAGACGCCCGGGCCCCCAGAGACUGCUUUGCCGAGGAGGCCCCAAGCACGUCCCGCGGGCCGGGCGGCUCGCAGGGGUCGCAGGGCCCCUCGCCUCAGGGCGCCCGCCGUUCCCAGGCCGCCCCCGCCGUGGAGCCCAUGACCCAGAAGCAGCUGGAGCUGAAAGUGUCCGAGCUGGUGCAGUUCUUGCUGAUUAAAGACCAGAAGAAGAUUCCGAUCAAGCGGGCCGACAUAGUGAAGCACGUCAUCGGGGACUACAAGGGCAUCGUCUUCCCCGACCUCCUCAAACGGGCCGCCGAGCGCCUCCAGUACGUCUUCGGAUAUAAGCUGGUGGAACUUGAACCCAAGAGCAACACUUACAUCCUCAUCAACACCCUGGAGCCUGUGGAGGAGGAUGCCGAGAUGAGGGGUGACCAAGGCACGCCCAUUACGGGCCUUCUGAUGAUCGUCUUAGGGCUCGUCUUUAUGAAGGGCAACACCAUCAAGGAGACUGAAGUGUGGGACUUUCUGCGGCGCUUAGGGGUCUACCCCACCAAGAAGCAUUUAAUUUUCGGAGAUCCAAAGAAACUCAUUACUGAGGACUUUGUGCGACAGCGUUACCUGGAAUACCGGCGGAUACCCCACACUGACCCCGUGGACUACGAAUUCCAGUGGGGCCCGCGAACCAACCUGGAAACCAGCAAGAUGAAAGUUCUUAAGUUUGUGGCCAAGGUCCAUAAUCAAGACCCCAAGGACUGGCCUGCGCAGUACUGUGAGGCUUUGGCAGAUGAGGAGAACAGGGCCAGACCUCAGCCUAGUGGCCCAGCCCCAUCCUCUUGAAAGGGGGAUUCAGAAGGACCCCCGGGACAAGGGUCUGAGACCCAGAGGCACAGUGCAGAGGAAUGGGGGAAGGAAGAACGAACCCAGGGAGCAUAUUGAUGUAACGCUUCAAUGUGUGUAGCUUCAGGAUGUGUUUGCAAAGCUUUGUUUUUUUAAUGUUGUGUUAUUUGGUUCCAGAUUUUCAUCUAUAAACAAAGGAGCAUUUGUUUUGAUUUUACUCUUUUUGGUAUAAAAAAUUUUGCUAGCUUAGUAAAAUGAAUUGGAAAACUUGACUAUGAUCUGGAACAGAUAAUGCAAAAAGGAACACAUAAGUAAGUUGCUUUGAUGCCAAGAAAAUUAAAAAGUAGCUAUUAUCAGGUCUCCUAACUAUUCCAGUUUGUAAGGAAAAAUAAAAGUCUUUAUAAAAUUUGAAAAAACGUAAUUGCCUAUAUCCUUAUUAUGUUAACCUGUUUUAUUUUUCUAUAUUUCCUACAUAUAUAAGUAGUAUGCAUGGUUCCAAGCAAUAAAUGUAAUGUAUUUUCUCAAAACAGCAAUUGUUUAUAUUCAUAAUUACUCAGCUCUGUUGCUAAACACGUAGUUCCACUUAGUUUUUUUCUUCUUGCUACUCUAGUUAUUUCAAUAAAUACUGUAUUUUUGAAGCACUUAA
This is a messenger RNA of Nomascus leucogenys (northern white-cheeked gibbon), 1696 nucleotides long. It is a transcript of the gene NSMCE3, whose product is annotated as NSE3 component of SMC5/6 complex. NCBI's taxonomy places the organism in Eukaryota, Metazoa, Chordata, Mammalia, Primates, Hylobatidae. Gene Ontology annotation, biological process: negative regulation of transcription by RNA polymerase II. The record is from RefSeq and is a predicted model, not a curated record. Gene Ontology annotation, cellular component: nucleus.